GACUAUCCAUGGACAGCCUCUCCACUCAUCGUCUCAGCACCCAUGGCCCGGGUUGCAAAGCCCACGCUUGCUGUAGCUGUGUCAAAGGCGCAGGGACUGGGGUUCAUUGCCGCGGGUUAUACCAGUGACAAUCUUGAAGAGUUGCUUCAGGAAGCCACAGAGCUAUUCUCAGAUAGUAAGACCACCGGCUCAGAUGAGUCUACUGUUCUCCCAGUUGGAGUUGGAUUUAUCACCUGGAGUGCUUCUCUUCAAACUGCGAUUCCGGCCAUUAAAAAAUAUCGUCCCUGUGCCGUCUGGCUAUUUGCUCCUCCAGCGGGCUACCAAGAUCUUCUUCCAUGGGCAACCGAGAUCCGUGCAUCUACAUCUCAGAAAAUGCAGGGCUCGGAUGCGGGUGGUCAUUCGCAGGCACAAGGUGCAAGCGUUGUCACUUUAGUACCAGAGGUGGCCGACAAGAUUGGAACUGAAAUACAAAGACCAGAUGGUUCCUUGCAAGUCCAGAAUCGCUUAUUGCACAAGGGUACCAACCAGACAUAUAUGGAUUACAUUCGGGGUAUGCCAAAAGAAGAGAACAAGGAGCUCUAUCCUCAAGCAAUGGAAGAAGAUGGGCAAGGAUAUGGCCCGAAAGGUCGACUUACUACAUAUGCGGGAACAGGUGUUGGUCUGGUUAACCACGUAAUGGCUGCGAGCGACAUUGUCACAUCUGUGCGGAAUCUCGCACACGAACUUCUCUAUGGGCGAAGUAAAGCAUCUCGUUUGUGA
This is a messenger RNA of Talaromyces rugulosus, 759 nucleotides long. RefSeq lists its product as uncharacterized. The transcript has 3 exons. The annotation marks the transcript as partial. Gene Ontology annotation, molecular function: nitronate monooxygenase activity. The record is from RefSeq and is a predicted model, not a curated record. NCBI's taxonomy places the organism in Eukaryota, Fungi, Ascomycota, Eurotiomycetes, Eurotiales, Trichocomaceae.